Messenger RNA from Trematomus bernacchii (emerald rockcod), 1818 nucleotides. It is a transcript of the gene bicdl1, whose product is annotated as BICD family like cargo adaptor 1. Lineage: Eukaryota; Metazoa; Chordata; Actinopteri; Perciformes; Nototheniidae. The record is from RefSeq and is a predicted model, not a curated record. Gene Ontology annotation, biological process: Golgi to secretory granule transport; vesicle transport along microtubule. The transcript is spliced from 11 exons. Bases 1 to 1818 code for a protein of 605 amino acids.
AUGUCCACUUUCUCCCUGCAGACCGUGGUUUCAGCACCACUGGAGCUGGACAGCGACUGCAUGGAACCCCGCGCGGCGGGACCGCACGAGCCCGGCUUCCAGGCUCGCUCUCUGGGGCAGGCGGGCUCCGGAGGCCUCGGUAUGGCCCUCGAGGAGGAACUGGCCAUGCUGACAGGAGACCGGGACGACCAGGAGGAGUUACCCGACCAGGAGACGCCUUCGCCGGGGCAAAACGCAGACCUGCUGUCGCUGUUCCGUCAGAAGGAGAAAGACUUGGUUUUAGCUGCUAAACUCGGCAAAGCACUGCUGGAGAGAAACCAAGACUUGACCAAGCAAUAUGAGAAAAUGCACAAAGAUCUCAACGAGAAAUUAGAGCACUUGGAGCAGGAGAAGCACGAGCUGCGCCGGCGUCUGGAGCGCCGGGAGGGCGAGUGGGAGGGCGGCGUGGCCGAGCUGGAGGCCGACGUGCAGCAGCUGCAGGGAGAACUGGAUCAGAACCAGCUGCAGCUGAGGGAGGCUGAGAGGGACAAGAGCACGGCCAUCAGAGAGCUGUCCAAUCAGAACCACCGGCUGCUGGAGCAACUCAGCAGGGCUGCAGAGGUGGAGAGGCAGCUGUCCACUCAGGUGAACUCUUUACGGGAUGACUUCAGGGAGAAGAGCCUGUCCAGCAGCGAGCACACGACCCGACUGGAGACUCUACAGGCGGAGCAAGGGCUAGAAAUUAAGAUGCUGGCGGAGAGGAAGAUGGAGCUGGAGCGGCGGCUGCACGCCAUGCUGGAGGAGAACGAGCUGCUGCAGAGCUCCGUGGACGAGCUGAGGGAGAGGACCAUGCUGCUGGAGAGGCACAGCCACCACAAGGACCUGCAGCUGCGUCAGAGCCAUGCAGAGCUGCAGGAGGCCCAGCUGUCUCACCGGCAGCUGAGCGUUCGGCUGCAGCAGCUGACGGAGGAGCAGAGCCUGCUGCCCCCCUCCUCCAGCCUGCUGUGUGAGAUCGAGCAGAGCAUGGAGCAAGAAGAGCAGGAGCAGGAGAGGGAGCAGCUGCGCCUCCAGCUGUGGGAGGCGUACUGCGAGGUGCGCUCGCUCUGCUCGCACCUGCGGGGGAACGACCUCACCGACUCGGCGCUCUCCACCGACUCCUCCAUGGACGAGUCCUCGGAGACGUCCUCAGCCAAAGACGUUCCCACGGGAAGUCUCCACACCGGACUGCUGGAGCUCCGGAGACUCACCCAGAACCUGCUGGACGGAAAUGAGUCCACGGGGUCGCGGCGCAGCGACGAGGAAGCAGUGGAGGAGGUGAAGAGGCUAGGUGAGGAGCUGAGGGAGGUGAGAGAUCUGUACGAGGAGGAGCAACACAAAACACACAGCAACCAGGAGGAGGUGCUGCAGCUGCACAACCAGGUGGCGCUGCUCUCCGUAGAGAUGCUCUCUUUACGAGAAGACAACGAUCGGAUCAGGACGAUGUCUGAAGUCCGAGAGCCGAGCGAACAGCUGCAGACGGCCAUCAGAGACCGGGACGACGCCAUCGCCAAGAAGAAGGCGGUGGAAAUGGAGCUGGCAAAGUGUAAGAUCGACAUAAUGUCUCUGAACGGUCAGCUGCUGGACGCCAUCCAGCAGAAACUCAACCUGUCUCAGCAGCUGGAGGCCUGGCAGGACGAUAUGCACCGAGUGAUCGACCAGCAGCUGAUGGACAAGUAUCAGGACGAGUGGCGCCCCCCACCCUCUGUGUCGGGGCCCCCCCCAGGCGCCUCGUCAUCAAGGCGCGCCCAUCGCUUCUCCGACCGUGACAGGAGACUUUUCUCUUUUUUCAAAAAGAGCUGA